UCCGGGCCAGCCCAGCGCGCAUCCCCGGGCGUCCUGCGCCGCGGAGAGCUUGGAGGGCCACAGGAGCCGCACGACAGGAGUGGACAAAGCAAGAUGGCAGGGAUCUUAGCUUGGUUCUGGAACGAGAGGUUUUGGCUCCCGCACAAUGUCACCUGGGCAGACCUGAAGAACACGGAGGAAGCCACCUUCCCGCAGGUUGAGGACCUCUAUCUCGCCUUCCCCCUGGCCUUCUGCAUCUUCAUGGUGCGGCUUAUCUUCGAAAGAUUUGUAGCCAAACCAUGUGCCAUUGCCCUCAACAUCCAGGCCAAUGGACCACAGAUUGCCCAGCCAAAUGCCAUUCUGGAAAAGGUCUUUACAGCAAUUACAAAGCAUCCAGAUGAGAAAAGGUUGGAAGGCCUUUCCAAACAACUGGACUGGGAUGUUCGAAGCAUUCAGCGCUGGUUUCGACAGAGACGCAACCAGGAGAAGCCCAGCAUCCUCACAAAGUUCUGUGAGAGCAUGUGGAGAUUUUCAUUUUAUGUCUAUAUAUUUUCCUACGCAGUCCGGUUCCUGAAAAAGACUCCCUGGUUGUGGAAUACAAGGCACUGCUGGUACAACUACCCCUACCAGCCACUGACAACUGACCUUCACUACUAUUACAUCUUGGAGCUGUCAUUUUAUUGGUCUUUAAUGUUUUCCCAAUUCACGGAUAUCAAAAGGAAGGACUUUGGCAUUAUGUUCCUGCACCACCUUGUAACUAUUUUCUUGAUUACCUUUUCAUAUGUCAACAAUAUGGCCCGAGUAGGAACCCUGGUCCUCUGUCUUCAUGACUCAGCUGAUGCUCUUCUAGAGGCUGCCAAAAUGGCGAAUUAUGCCAAGUUUCAGAAAAUGUGUUCUCUCCUAUUUAUUAUGUUCGCCAUGGUUUUUAUCACCACACGGCUGGGAAUAUUUCCACUCUGGGUGUUAAAUAGCACAUUAUUUGAAAGUUGGGAGAUCGUUGGACCUUACCCUUCCUGGUGGCUGUUUAACCUACUGCUGUUGCUAAUACAAGGGUUGAACUGCUUCUGGUCUUACUUGAUUGUAAAAAUAGCUUACAAAGCUAUUUCAAAAGGCAAGGUGACUAAGGAUGAUCGAAGUGACAUUGAGUCCAGUUCAGAUGAGGAGGACUUGGAACCUCCAGGGAAGAACCCCCAUACUACAACCACCACUAAUGGGACCAGUGGUACCAACGGGUAUCUCCUGACUGGUUCUUGUUCCAUUGAUGAUUAAUUAUUCAAAACUAUAAGUCCCGAACAAAGUGAACUAUUUGUUCCUGGAAGUAUUUAAUAAGUUGCAAAUGCAGUUCCUUUCAUAAUAUCUCAUCACCUGAAACAAAAAUUAGGAUUAUUAAAGCAUUUUGAAUAGUG
Messenger RNA from Dipodomys ordii (Ord's kangaroo rat), 1385 nucleotides. RefSeq names its product ceramide synthase 6 (gene Cers6). Bases 94 to 1248 code for a protein of 384 amino acids. The transcript has 10 exons. Gene Ontology annotation, biological process: ceramide biosynthetic process. Gene Ontology annotation, cellular component: membrane. The record is from RefSeq and is a predicted model, not a curated record. Gene Ontology annotation, molecular function: sphingosine N-acyltransferase activity; DNA binding. NCBI's taxonomy places the organism in Eukaryota, Metazoa, Chordata, Mammalia, Rodentia, Heteromyidae.